Messenger RNA from Colossoma macropomum (tambaqui), 3719 nucleotides. It is a transcript of the gene nr1d2a, whose product is annotated as nuclear receptor subfamily 1, group D, member 2a. The transcript is spliced from 8 exons. Gene Ontology annotation, cellular component: nucleus. Gene Ontology annotation, biological process: retinoic acid receptor signaling pathway; cell differentiation; positive regulation of transcription by RNA polymerase II. Gene Ontology annotation, molecular function: zinc ion binding; nuclear receptor activity; RNA polymerase II cis-regulatory region sequence-specific DNA binding. Lineage: Eukaryota; Metazoa; Chordata; Actinopteri; Characiformes; Serrasalmidae. The record is from RefSeq and is a predicted model, not a curated record. Bases 777 to 2408 code for a protein of 543 amino acids.
UCCUUCUCCUGUAAAGCUACCAUUUUGGAGAUUACAAGGUUUUCUUCAGACUACAUUUGCCUUGAAUUCAGGGUAUGAGUUUUGUUGUUUAUAAAUCUGUAGCUUUUGUGGUCAUUUAAGGAUUUUAGGAUCUUCUACAUGAUCUGAUCUGUUCAUUACUCUGGACGCCUAUACUAUAUAUAUUGUUUACAGCUUCAUAAUGUCUACUAAUGAUUUGAAAGUUGUGAAGCCACACAGUUGAGUCUGCUGAGCCUGUAGCUCUUCUUGCUGUCUUAUAAACAUCCUGCUGUAGUGUCUAAUCCAUAUGACUUCAAAAUGUGGAGCUCACACAUUCAGAAAAAUCGACUACUCUGUGUUUUCCUCCUCAGAUGAAUCAACUGUUUGGUUGGCACUGUGUGAAUAAGGGUUCAGGUAUUCCUGGAACUGUUAAAGUGCUCCCUCGAGGUGCCAUAAAUGAACUCACUGAACCGGCUGGUGUUGUCAGACAACUUGUUUGGCCAGUGGGGGCUGCAGUCAUAUGUGGGGCAUGGAGCCCACCCUUUGAAAUAAGAUUAUGUAACAAUGUUAUCCAACUUGUGAAUGGGACUUAAUAAAGCAAAGCAAAGCCAGCGAUGAAAGCUCCUCUCAGGCCGAAUGUAGGACACAGUUGGAUGGACGCGGCCUCUAAAUUUCAAAAGAAAACUUUUUUGCUUGCUUACUCACUGAAUGGAAUGGAAGGGGUGGUCUGUUAGAAACAGCCCUGCUUUGGGAUCUAAUGUGGAGCGGAAGUUUUACUGAUGAAUCAUCUCCACUUUAGUUCUUUUGCUGUGUUUAUAUUAACCACUGGAGUGAUCGCCUACAUCUGCUCCUCAGGCUCCGCCCCCAGCCCUGAGUCCAGUCUGAGUGACAGCUCCAGCAGCAACUCGCCGUCAGCGUCUCCGCCCCCGUCCGCCGUCCAGGGCCGCAAGGUGGAGCUGACCGCCGCCGGCCCUCUCACCGUGCCAAAACACGCCCAUUCCCGCCUGAAUAGGAACACUCCGUCCUCUGCCAAGAGUGGCAUCACGAAGCUGAAUGGGAUGGUGCUGCUGUGUAAAGUGUGUGGAGACGUGGCCUCAGGCUUUCAUUACGGCGUACAUGCUUGUGAAGGGUGCAAGGGCUUUUUCCGAAGAAGUAUCCAGCAGAAUAUCCAGUAUAAGAAGUGCAUGAAGAUGGAGAACUGCACCAUUGUGCGCAUAAACCGGAACCGCUGCCAGCAGUGCCGAUUCAAGAAGUGCUUAUCGGUGGGGAUGUCCCGAGACGCCGUGCGGUUUGGCCGCAUCCCGAAACGGGAGAAGCAGCGGAUGCUGCUGGAGAUGCAGAACGCUAUGAACAACAUGAUGAACGGCGGCCAGCUGCACCACAUGCUUCAGGACUGCAGCUCUUCCUCUUCCUCAUCUUCCUCCUCGCCACCCUCAUCGCCACAGUGCCCCCAGGACUCUGAGUCGGUGAUUGCCAUGGAGACGUCCAUGAGCUCAGCCUCGUCCUGUUCGUCAGACAGCGGGGAGGAGGAUGCGCUGGUCUCGGGGCCAGCAGGGGGAGCCCUCUCGCCUCCCGUGGGUGAGAGGCUGAGUGAAAACAGCACAGACGGACAGCGACAGUGGAACAGCGACAGUAACAUAACCGACAACCGCGAGUCUCCCUGUGAGAACAGCCAGCAAAUCACCACUGGGUACCAUGCAGCUCAGCAGUGCAGCAGCACCCCUAGUGGUGCCCACAUGGUCAACGCCACUUACUGCCACUACAGCAGGCAUAAUAUGAACGAGCUUGCUGGAAGAGGGGGGAACCGAGGACAUCUGGUGUGUCCAAUGAACACUUCUCCCUUAGUGGACCCUUCGAAGCCCAGUCAUGAAAUCUGGGAGGAGUUCUCUCUGAGUUUCACCCCUGCAGUGAGAGAAGUAGUGGAGUUCGCUCGGCAGAUUCCAGGCUUCCAGGAACUUUCCCAGCACGACCAGGUCAGCCUGCUGAAGGCAGGAACAUUCGAGGUGCUGAUGGUCCGUUUCGCCUCCCUGUUCAACGUGAAGGAGCGUACGGUGACGUUCCUGAGUGGGCGGAGGUACAGUGUGGAGAUGCUGCGCGCGAUGGGAGCCGGAGAGCUGCUCACCUCCAUGUUCGACUUCAGCGAGAAGCUCAUGGCCCUCCAGCUCAGCCCGGAGGAGACCAGCCUCUUCACAGCUGUGGUGCUCGUGUCUGCCGACCGGACGGGUAUCGAGGACGUGAGCUCUGUGGAGGCCCUGCAGGAGAAUCUGAUCAGGGCCUUGAGGAACCUCAUCAUGAGGAACCACUCGAACGAGUCGGCCAUCUUCACCAAGCUGCUCCUGAAGCUUCCUGAGCUGCGCUCCCUCAACAACAUGCACUCCGAGGAGCUCCUAGCCUUCAAGGUCCACCCGUAACCCGGGACCAACCUCCUCUCCCUCCUCCCUCGGACCAAAUCCGGGUUUUACAUUUCUGUCCUGAAUGUAUUUAUCACAAGCUUUCUAGGGUUCCAAGCACCAAAGGUGCUAAACUUUUUUUUAUUUUAAAGGCUUUAGGAACAGUGUUGGAAAAUGCUGUAUUUUUGUGUGUGUACAAAUAUAUAAUAUAUAAUAUAUAAUAUAUAAAGUUUGUUUGAAUCAUUGCACUUAUUUGGGUUAGCGGUAUUGGCGAUGUACAUGGUAAAGAUGUGUCACUGUUAAAAGGACGUUAAGACACUGAACUCAAUCAAGACGGUGCAGAACCACUGCUGUUAUCUUACCAAGUGUAUUGACUCGCGAGCAUAUUGGCAAUGGCCAAAGCUGUUAUGCUUGCUUUUAUGCACUACUCGUUACGCUAAUGAGGAAGAGACAAAACAGUAUCAAAGUUUUUUUGAAAUGUGCAAUAGGUGCUAAUGCAUGGUUAUGUGUAGUAGAGUAGCUCGAUGUGGUCGAUCUUGUCCGGAAUAGCGAGUUCCUGUUUGCUUGUUUGUUUGUUUUCUUCGCAUCCUUUAGAAUACCACACCUUCAAAUGUCGUGUUUUUUGUGUAUACUGUGUUUUCUUUUUUUAUUACUGUAUUCAUGAAUGUAUGACAGCUAGCAGCCACGAUUGUACAUUUGCAUUGCUUUGGCUUUGUAUUUUGGAUGCGCUGCUUUUUGCACAUGGUAACGUGGAACAGGACGGAAGCACAACUUUACAGUAAGACAUAUCCUAAAAGUCUAUGCAUAACUCUGACACCACAGCGGUAUGACGCAGACUUAUGCGCGUUGGUCUGUUGAACGGAGUCACGGUGACUGAAAAAAGCAUGGAUUCAGUAGUUGGUGCAACGUUGCUAUGCUUCCUGACCGGCGUCUGUCUUCUAUCACCGGAAGUUUGUCAUACCAAGCGUGAACAUGCAUUAUGCAAAGACAAGGAAUUAUAUUUAUAACUCUACUGGAAGCAAAGGAAGACUCAUACGGAUGGCCUUACGACCGUAUCUGUCACUGGGGACAUGUUAUUGAGACUUUUUUAUGAUUAUGUUUAGUCAGAACAUUGAGAGAGGGGGUUUUCCAGAGACUCUUUGACUCCGACUCCUCCGCUCUUCAUCAUUCUAUGCAUAAGGAAGCAGCUCGACGGUGUGGAACUUUCCACACUUAUACCAUAGUUACAGAUGUAAUGUCAUAUUCCGUAUUUGUCCACAUCUGGUUUGUUGUGUACAUCUAUUUCGGAUAUCUAUGUAUAGUAUAUGAAUAAAUAUCUAUUAGUCAAAUGUU